This is a messenger RNA of Notolabrus celidotus (New Zealand spotty), 2226 nucleotides long. RefSeq names its product Fli-1 proto-oncogene, ETS transcription factor-related sequence (gene fli1rs). Bases 311 to 1699 code for a protein of 462 amino acids. Gene Ontology annotation, biological process: regulation of transcription by RNA polymerase II; cell differentiation. Gene Ontology annotation, cellular component: nucleus. NCBI's taxonomy places the organism in Eukaryota, Metazoa, Chordata, Actinopteri, Labriformes, Labridae. The transcript is spliced from 10 exons. The record is from RefSeq and is a predicted model, not a curated record. Gene Ontology annotation, molecular function: DNA-binding transcription factor activity, RNA polymerase II-specific; sequence-specific DNA binding.
GAGUUAAUUUUUUUUGUGGAGAAAAAAAAAAGGGAACCGUGAAAUGAGACAAACAACUCACAAGAGUUUAGUUAAUGAACAUUACCAAACAGCUUUCUGUUUCUCAAACGGGGGGAAAGUCAAUGAAGGGAUGUGGGACUUUAUUGGUGCGCAGUCGGCAGGUGUCCCUCAAGGCGCCAUGGAUCAACUUGGACAGUUUGAGCCUGAUUUUAAACAGCAGGAGGAUCCAUUCCCAUCAUAACUGGAAGCACUGUCCGUGGUGAGUGAGGAUCAGCCCAUAUAUGAGCCGCCAUACACCGCAGCCCCGGCCAUGCACAUGAAGACUGAGAUGACGUCGCCAGGAGGCUUCGGUCAGACAUCAAAACAGAGUCCUGAGCCUGCCGAGCCAGAGUGGGUGGGGUCGGGGACACAAAACUCUGGGAAAAGAGGCGAACACGUCAAUGGAACCAGCCGUGCGUCCCCCGUGGACUGCAGUGUCACCAAACGCUCCAGACACAUGAGCAACGACGGAGCACCGAUGUCAUACCAGACCUCAUACCCUGAGCCUCGAGUCAGCCCCCAGACCACCACCCCGCCCAGCAGCACCACAGAGGAGAAGAGGGUCAUCGUACCUGCAGAUCCUGAGGUGUGGACACAGGACCAUGUGCGGCAGUGGUUGGACUGGGCCAUUAAAGAGUACGUCCUGGAGGAGGUGGACGUCAUGCUCUUCCACACACUGGACGGCAAAGCGCUGUGCAAGAUGACCAAAGACGACAUGAUGCGUCUCACGUCGGCAUACAACGCAGACAUCCUGCUCUCACACCUCAGUUACCUCCGGCAGAGUAGCCCUACCUUCUCCUACCCGACCACUCCCACCAACAACACACCACCACCCCCAGCACCACAGCCCAGACUACAGGUCAAAGCAGAGAGCAGUUUUGAUGAGAUCAGCCGCAGGAACAGCUGGCCGGCAAACACCAUGACUGCAGUGCCAAAAGGACCCUCCAUGGAGCACCAACACAGCACCAGAGUCACAGAUCCUGCUCCAAGAAUUGUGCAAGAUCCGUAUCAGACAUUAGGGCCCAUUAGCAGUCGACUAGCCAACCCAGAAGGCCAAGCCCUCAGCUCAUCCAAGAACCGAACAGGCAAACAAAGUCCAUACAAGCUGCCUGACCCCAGCGCUCACAGGCCUGUGGGUUCAGGGCAGAUCCAGCUGUGGCAGUUCCUCCUGGAGCUUCUUUCAGACAGCAACAACUCCGGCAUCAUCACCUGGGAGGGCACCAAUGGCGAGUUCAAGAUGACUGACCCAGAUGAGGUGGCCAAGCGCUGGGGAGAGCGCAAGAGCAAGCCCAACAUGAACUACGACAAGCUGAGCCGGGCUCUGCGUUACUAUUAUGACAAAAACAUCAUGACUAAAGUGCACGGAAAGCGCUACGCCUACAAAUUUGACUUCCAGGGCAUCUCACAGGCGCAUCAGAAUCACGGAGCAGAAGGAGGGAUUGUUAAGUACCAGACUGAGAUGUCGUACGUCCAGCCGUACCACAGCCAUCAGCCCAAAAUGAACUUCAUGGGUGGCCAUCCUCCGCCCAUGCCCGUCUCUCCCGGGAACUAUUUCGGCCCUCCGUCAACUUACUGGAACUCCUCCAACAGCCCGAUCUAUCCUGGGUCAGCCAUGACCAGACAUCCUGCCUCUCACUCCCACCUGAGCUCGUACUACUGAGGACAAUGUCUGUCACACGUGAACCUCAUAACAGAGGAGAGAAGCCUGAAUGUGCUAAAAAACAAGAGCACACUCCAACCAGGACACACCUGAGCUGAACCCUGUCUGAACUGAGGGUGAUAUGACGCUACGGUCUGUUUUAAAGAAGGCAUUAUGAUGAAUUUUCCACAUUCCUCAUUAAAGGACAAAAUGUGAUGAAUGAAAGUGAUUGCUAUUAUACUCAUGUCAAGACUUUCAUGAAUAUACUGAUGACGCACUGUAUUAUUAACUGUUCAAAUGUUAUGAAACCAAGUUAUUGUGUAAGUACUUUGUUUAAUAGAACCUGUAAAGACCACAGUCGGAAUCUUUACUGUUUGAGUAGCACCACAGUUUUGUAACUAUUUUUCACUUCAAGGGUCGGAAACUGCAGUUAUCACAUUAAAUGACCUGACAUUUGUAAAGGAGAAAUUGUACAGAAUGACUGUUUUGUAGCAAUGUAACAUUUACUCAUGAUGUAAAGCUAAUAAAUGGCGCUUGUAUCUUAAAAA